Dimorphilus gyrociliatus is the source of this 6307-nucleotide messenger RNA. The record is from the annotation of a GenBank genome assembly. NCBI's taxonomy places the organism in Eukaryota, Metazoa, Annelida, Polychaeta, Dinophilidae.
UCGCGUCAUACUGUUUCUAUGGUAACCUGCCGAGGAGUGUGUGCCAAUGCAAAUAAUCUUUUUUUCAGAUCCGUUCCUAAACGCACCUGUGCUUUUUUUGGGAAAAUUUUUCAUUCGAAACAAAGCUAUUUACUGUUAAUUAUAUUUUUUGUUAGUUUUUGGUUACUUAACUAAGAAUAAAGACAAUAAAAUGUCAUUGGAUGAACUUCUUCCACGUGUUAUCAAUGCUACUCCUUAUCCAUUUUCAGAGUCUGUAACCGUGAAAAUUACAAAAGAAACUGAUGUGCAGUCUAUCAUAUCGGAAAAUGCACAUAUUUCAUCAUUAAUUAUUACCAAAGAUGUAACUAAUGAAGAAUUAUCAAAUCUCAUGUCAUCUUACGGUGAAACUCUUAUGAGCUUUACGGCUGUAGAUUGUAAUUUUACUGACACCUUACUAGAAAUUAUAUCUAUACAUUGUGUUAAUCUUACCGAAUUAAAAUUAAGUGACUGUCCAGUAACAACGUAUUGCUUAAAAGUUUUAGGUAGAGAUUGUAAAAAAUUGACAUCCCUGUGGAUUAAAUGGAAAUACCUAGAACCUGGAGAAGAUGUUAUAAAUAUUUUGGUUAAAAAUGUGGGUUCAGAAAUAAGAUAUCUUGGUUUGGUAAGAGGAGGAACAUUUAAUGAUGAUGCUAUUAGAUAUUUAGCAGAAUGUUACAGCGGCUCAUUAACAUCAAUAGAUAUAAGUGAAAACAGUUCAAUAACGGAUUCUAAUGUAACAACCCUAUUGCAGUUUUGUAAAUUCAUAAGGUAUAUAGUUCUUCAAGCAACUGAAAUUGGAGAUCAUGCAUUGUCUACUAUAGCAUCAAAUUGUAGCUCCAGGUUAAGCCAUCUUGAUAUAAAAAAUUGCCAAAAUGUUACUGAUGUUGGAAUAGUCGCCUUAGCAAAGGGUUGUACCUAUUUGGAGAUGAUAAAUGUUUCUAAGUGCAGAAUUAGUGAUAUUGGCCUAAGGUCUAUAGCUUUGCAUUGUAAACGAUUAAAGACUGCCUAUUUUUGUGGUUGUUUAGAAAUCACAAUGAUACCUCCGACAUUUUUAGCCUUUAAAAGACUUAGCUAUCUGGAUUUUAGACAAUGCGAAAAUAUUAAAAAACCACCUCAACACUAUUUAACAUUACCGAAACAACUUCCAUAUAAACUUAAUGAAUAUUACCAAAAAUUAGUUUUAAAUUGCUCAAGAUUGACGUUUAUUGGUUGCAUAAAAAGUGGGAAAACUAAUUUAAUUCAUAAACUAUUAAAAAUUACUAAUAACAAUAAUGGAAAGAAAUUUAAUGACGGUCUUGUUUCCUAUUGUUGGCAGCCUCUAUUACAAUCAGCCAAGAAUGAACAUACAAUAGAAGUUUGGGAUGUUACAGAGAGAGAAAGCUGUUUCCAUUACCUCUCCUAUUUUUUUAUAAAAGGAAUAUACAUUUUAGUAUUGACCCCUGAUCGAGCUACUGAACACUUUAUAAGUAGAACAAUCGGUCGAAUCGCUUCAAAGGUACCUUCGUGUGAUAUAAUUACAGUAUUGACAAACAUUGAAAACACGAACGAUAUACAAAUGGUUUGUAAUGACAUACUACAUUAUACAGUGCACACUCUUGAUAAAAGAGACAACUUGAUACAGAAAGAAAUCGAAAAUUUGAGGAAAGUUGACAGUGAAGAUAACUCUUUGAUUCGUAACGAGAUAUCCAAGUUACAGGCGAAAUUGGUCUAUAGACCGAGAAUUCAUAAACCUGUCUUUGUGAUUCAAAAUUGUGAAGAUAUAGAUAAGCUGCGGGAUUAUUUGACGGAUUUUUGCAAGAAUUCAUAUAAAUCUGACAGCGUUUUUGAUAUAAAGCAUUAUGGACUUUUAGAGAGGUUGCUGCAGAGGAGAGAUAAUGAUAAUGAAUUAAUAAUUGAUUGGGUGGAAUUCUGCAAUUCUGCAAAAUGUUUUGGAAUUAAUGAAAAAGAGUUGGAUGACAUUGCUACAACCUUACAAAAUUCUGGGAAAAUAUGGUUUAGUCCUAAACUUCCCAAUGUCCUUGAGAGAUUAACUGAACAGUUAAGAGAUAUUAGAAAAGUUUGCCUGGAUAUUGUAGAGUUUGCAAAUUGCAUUUGUAAAUUACAUUUGGAAGACAAUCGUAAGCAAUUUGAAAUUCAUGCAAAGAGAUUUUGGCCUGAGAAUUCUGCAAAGCCAGAACCAAGAGUAAUUGCAACAAUUCUAGAAGAAAGUGCAACAAAGGGAACAAUACGAUCUAGUUUAUUUCCGAUAUUAUGGCAAAAUCUUACAAUAGAAGAGAGUCAAAUACAAAAAAUGAUAAAUCUUCUCCUGGAAAUGGGUAUUAUAAUGAAGUCUUCCAAAACUAUAUCGGAUAAAGAUUCACUAAUUCUUCCUAAUUAUCCAAAUUUAAAUCCUUAUGACAUAUAUAACGUAUUUAUAUCAAAGUCUGAAGCGGAUUUAAAACCGAAUCUAAAUUGGACUAACAAGCCUUUUAAAGAGGAUGUUCAAAUUUCCUUAAGAUAUCAAGUUGCAAAUAUCUUUAUUCAUCAUUUAAAGUCGGCUGCUGUUUCUCUAAUUUCAGAGGUCAUAACGCCAUCAUACAUAUACCAUUGGAAAGAUGGUACAUUGUUACAUAUAGAAGAUGCUUGGAUAUGUUUUGAAAUGGAAAAUUCAGUUCUUGAAAUCGCCUGCAGAGUUAACGCUGAUGGGGUCGGUGUUACAUCAGCCAUGGAGUAUGUUUGGAUACAAAUUACUCCAUUUAUCAUGGCUCUAGAACACUUUAUUCAUUCAUGGUGCGUUGGCGAAGCUGUGAAAAGGAAAAUCAUUCCCGCUGGGUCAAGAUUAACCCAUGGUAUUGGAGCUUCCCAUCCGAUUGAUGUUGCCGAGUGCCUUGUUGCUAGAUGGAUAGGAGAUUCCGUUUGCGUGGAAACUGACGGGAGAAAUGAUAUUCACAUCGAAGCUGUAAUACUUCUUCCCUUUCCUGUAGGGGAAAAUUCAGAUUGGUUGAACUAUGUAAACUCUGUUUGCUCAAAACGCGGAUUUAUUUUACCAACCUGGCAAGCAUUUAGAGAAAAAACACCUAUAACUUUAUCGCCUAAGACGUCGGUUUCAUCUAAGCCAACAAAAGAGUUAGAAGAGAGUGAAGAAAAAUUAGUUAAUGGUACAGUUGGUCAGGGAAAAGUAUCAAAAGAUGUCAAGUGGAAACUACAGGACGACAACUCUAACACAGAAGAAUUACCAUCAUCAGCUAAAAAGUAUGCUAAAGAACUAGCCGUUGGUAAAACUAAUUGUCUACUUGAAGAAAAUUCAAAGAAAGAGGUCAAAGUUGAAGAAAAAAGCGAAACUUCUACAAGUAUCUCAAACGAUCAAGUUGCUAACACAUUAGUGGCCAGUGCUAUGGCUAACGCAGUGGCAGAUUAUCUUCAAAGUGUGCACGAAGGGGAUUCUUUCGGGGCAACUGUCAUUACAGCAAGCCAGGUAAAAGCCGCCAAAAUGGCAGCUGAAGCAGUAACGGCGGCUCAAAGUGGUCAAGUAGAUAAUGCAGCAAGAGCUGUCUUAGAAUCAGCCAAUCAUAUGGCAGAAGCUCUAAGGAACCAAGCCAACAAUAAAACUCCUUCAGGCAGUAAAAGCACAGUUUGUGUUUUACUUUAAGAUAUUAUCACUAAGAAAUGAGAAUUUAAACUAAUGACACAUUCCGCUAAUUGAUUUAUAUUUAUGCAGUAUUCUCAAAUUUUAUUUCUAAGUAUAUAAUUUUUCAAAAUAUAUUAAAAGACACUCACAUUUAGAAGAGUAUUAUUUUUCAUUUAAUAUUAACUGCAAGAUAGAGAUCAUUUAGAAUUUCUAAAGGAUAUAGACUUUACAAGGAAAAAGGAUAUUAAUUGCAACCUUCUCUAUUACGUGUUAGAAAGACAUAGCUGCAUAAAUCAUAUAUGUGUAUAUAUAUAUAUAUGUAUAUACUGUAUAUAUAUAUAGAAUUAUUUUUUUAAGUAAUAUUAUUGAUGGGAAAGAUCCAGGUAAAAGAAUAAAUAUGUCGUAUAGAUUAUGUAAUCAUUACCAAACAUAUUAUUAAAGUGGUUUAGAGGAUAUCUAAAAUAUACUCUUUACGAAAAUAAAGAAUAUUGUUUAUAAAUAACGUAUUUUAUAUUGUGAGACAUUGAACAGCUCAAUAAAAUCUGUGUAAACAAUAUUGUAUUUCAAUGGUUUUCUUGUCUACUCUAAACAAAGCUUCCAGGCAGAUUUCAAUCAAAAUAUUCAUAUGUUAUAAUUUAUAUGUAUAUAUAUUAGUAUAUCAAUGUGUUUUACUUUAUAUAACUACAAUUCAGUAUAAAUAGAUAUAAAAUGACAUUAAUCAAUUCUUUUCCUCAUUCUUAUAGCAACGAGAUCUUCGUUAUUUCUCAAUUCAUGAAUUAGUGUUGAUUGUUCAUCGUUUGAGUCAACAGUCAUUCCAUAACUACGAAAUCUUAACUUAAAACAAAUAAGCGUUCCAAUGGGAUAAAUUAUAAACGAUAAUAUUGUACCCAGUAUUAAAAUAUCAGUUAUCAAAGCAACCAUCAUUAAAUGAUAAUUAGCAAGUAGUAUUAAAAAUAUGUAUAUAUAAAAAAAGAUCUUUGUUCUCUCAUCGCUUUUGUCAAUUGCGUAGACGAUAACAGGUAAUAAUGCAAAUACUUCCCAUAUUAGAACUAGGCCCAUAAUUCUUACAUCAUUGAAAGAAUAGAAAAUUUUAUGAAAUAUACCAACUUUGGCAAACUCCUCUGAUUUCUCUCGAGUUUUAGUGGCAUUUUCCAUGCUAAACUUUAAAGCAUCAUUAACGACAUCCCCAUAAUCUUUGAGUUUUUUAUCCAAGUUUUCUCUAAAUGACGCAUCUUCUGCUGUUUGCUGAUUCAAGUGAAUUAAAACAGUUAACACCCAGUAACUAUUAACAGCAGUGAAUACUAUAAUUGAGCCUAGAGGAAGAAAGACUACAGUAGUUAUUAUCAAACCAGAUUUUAAUGAGCCAUAGUAUUGCAAAUCAUCUUCUGAAGGAUUGUCAAGAUCAACUUGACCUCCUAAGAAAGCAAAGAGAAAAAUUAAGAGUAAUGUAUUAAAAAUAACAUUUAAGUAAAAUCUUAAUAGUAUAUAGUUAGCAAAUUUCCAUCUAUCAUCUUUAAAAGCGUCCAUAAGUCCAGUUAGAAAUUUGUAAAUAAUAAACAUUCUAAGAAAGUAGGUGAUGAGUAAAUUAAGAAAGUCUAAUAUGUUAAGAACAAUUUGAAAAUUGUUAAAUUUAUCUUCACUGGAGAAUUCAUACAUUUUCUCAGUUAUGAAUCCAAACAGUAGAAAUAUUGUCAAAAUAUAAAGGAGGAUUUCAGUUAAAAUAUUCUCGACAUAUUGCGAAUAUUUUUGCCAGUUUUUAUUUGAUGAGAAAAAUCUUGAAAUUACUUGAAAAGUAACAAAUACUAUGAUGUCCAAUGAAGCGAAAAAAAUAUUCGCUGCUUUAUACCUUAAAGGGUUCGGAUCUUUGACUAGAUCAUAUAUAGUUACACAAAAAUUAAUAAGAAUUACUACUAUUGUAAAUACUGUGUAGCUUUUUUGCAUUAAAUCAUUUAGUGGUAUUUCCGUUAUUGCGUUAAUAAUUUUAAUACCGUUUCGUGCUUGCUUCCUAUUUUCUUUGUUCUUUAAUAUUUGAGACGUGCGUAAAGUUAAUCUAGUAGUUAUGGCUCCAUAAAUUGCCCUUCUUAAACUUUUUCUAAAGUUCGUUUCAUAUUUUUCCGCUCGUAGUCGUUCUAAUCUCCUCUGAGGAAUUUCCCAUCCUUCUUUAGUAUUUGGUUUAUGUCUAGCUAAAACUUUAGGUGGUAGUUCAAUUUUUAACUCUUCAUAUUGCCUGUAUUUGUUUCUUAUUUCGGGUGAUAAUUCUCUUGUAUGAUCAAUUGGUGCACUUAAAAAUGAAUGUCUUUCCGAAAAUUGCUCGUCAACAACAAUAUCAUCGUCAAUAUCAUCGUAUGAUGUAUAAUGAAUACAGCUGGUAUAAGGCGAGGUUUCGUACGUAUAAUCAAUAGAUAUGUUAUCGUCACUCCUACUUUCCCUUUCGUAAUCACUUUUUCGAACGUAUGGAUGACUUUCUUGCGGAUACGAAGUUUCAUUAUGGAUAUAGGCCUGGUUAAUAAAAUCUUGAACAUCCUCUGGAAAUCCACUCUCCACCUCACUAUCCGGAAAGUGCCGUCUUCUCAAUUUUUCCAUGAAUACCAAAAGAAAAACAAGAUUUUUGUAGUUUUAAAUUGAAUAUAGUGCCCUUUUAUUGCCUAAGCCUCUUUCAUAUAGCUGAAAAACCAAUAAAAU